AUGGCCUAUGAUUGCUACAUUGCCAUCUGCAAACCCCUGCACUACGGGAGCCUCCUGGGCAGCAGAGUUUGUGCCAACAUGGCAGCAGCUGCCUGGGGCAGUGGUUUCCUCAAUGCUGUCCUGCACAUGGCCAACACAUUUUCCCUCCCCCUCUGCCAAGGCAAUGCCCUGGACCAGUUCUUCUGUGAAAUUCCCCAGAUCCUCAAGCUCUCCUGCUCAGAUGCCUACCUCAGAGAAGUUUGGGCACUUCUGUUUAGUAUUUCUAUAGCAUUCAUUUGUUUUGUUUUCACUGUGGUGUCCUAUGUGCAGAUCUUCAGGGCUGUGCUGAGGAUCCCCUCAGAACAGGGCAGGCACAAAGCUUUUUCCACAUGCCUCCCUCACCUGGCCGUGGUCUCCCUGUUUCUCAGUACCAUCAUGUUUGCCUACCUGAAACCCUUCUCACUCUCCUCCCCAACUCUAAAUCUCGUGCUAUCAUUUCUGUACUCAGUGGUACCUCCAGCAGUGAACCCCCUCAUCUACAGCAUGAGGAACAAGGUGCUCAAGGAUGCAGUCUGGAAAUUCUUUGAAUACACGCUUCUUCAGAAUCAAUAA
This is a messenger RNA of Cygnus olor (mute swan), 591 nucleotides long. Its product is annotated as olfactory receptor 14J1-like. Gene Ontology annotation, biological process: G protein-coupled receptor signaling pathway. The transcript has a single exon. Gene Ontology annotation, molecular function: olfactory receptor activity. Bases 1 to 591 code for a protein of 196 amino acids. The record is from RefSeq and is a predicted model, not a curated record. NCBI's taxonomy places the organism in Eukaryota, Metazoa, Chordata, Aves, Anseriformes, Anatidae. Gene Ontology annotation, cellular component: membrane.